GCGGUGGCCACUGGCGAGCGUGAGCGCAGAGGCGCGCGGAACGACCCGAUGACCAAAGCCUUUCGCCGGUCUUGUGCGGCUCCUCCUCUACCCCCCCAUCGACGCCCCAGUCAUUGCUCGUGUCAGUAACGAAUCCGCGCUUGAAACCGGCGAGCAAGGCGUUGCGUUCAUCGUGAGCCUCGAGGCAUGCCUUCGAGCGCAUAUAGCAUGAUUGCUGGUGCGGGAGGCGGUCUUGUGGCCAGCGUAGCGACCUGUCCCCUGGAUGUCAUCAAGACGAGGCUACAGGCCCAGCGGCAUGCUCAUGGAGAGGCCAGAUACGAGGGCGUGGUCGCCACUUUCAAAACUGUCCUCAAGCACAACGGCAUACGUGGGCUCUACCGGGGACUGGGACCGACAAUUCUUGGCUACCUCCCGACUUGGGCGAUCUACUUUGCGGUGUAUGACGGCAUCAAAGAACGCUUUGGGAGGGAAAUGGAAGAAGGCUCAACCGUGCAACACAUCUAUCCAGCAGCUCAAGCCAAGGGAUAUCAGCCCUUUACGCGGGAGCAUCCCUGGUCUCUUCACAUCCUGUCUGCUAUGGCGGCCGGUGCGACUAGCACCAUUUGUACAAAUCCCCUUUGGGUUAUUAAAACCCGUUUCAUGACGCAACCAUUCGAGGAGAAAAGAUACAGACAUACGCUGGAUGCCGCCCUGACCAUAUACCGGACUGAAGGGUGGUCAGCAUUCUCCCGUGGCUUGUUGCCAAGUCUUCUGGGAAUCCUGCAUGUCGGUGUGCAGUUCCCGCUGUACGAACAGUUAAAGACCUGGGCCCGACGCAAUUCCUCGGAGGACUUGACGCCUAAACAGUUUCUCGCCUGUUCCGCCACAUCAAAGAUGGUCGCUUCAGUCACGACUUAUCCACAUGAAGUAGUGCGAACGCGACUGCAGACGCAGAGGAGGAUAGUGAACAACGCUAUUCGAGGAGAGGAGAUACCACAGCAGCCCCGAGCCGGUCUAAUCAAGACUGCGACAGAUAUCGUGCGGCACGAGGGAUGGAGAGGGCUGUACAGGGGCCUGUCCGUGAACCUUGUCCGGACAGUACCAAACAGCGCGGUGACGAUGUUGACGUAUGAGAUGCUGAUGCGAUACUUCGAGGCGCGCUCGAAGUCAUAACGAGCAUAGGCUGGACUAGGACUGUUUGCCGGAGCAGUGCGUCGCACCAUAUAGAACGACGGGUAUACACCUCGCAUUGUAGUAUAUCGCCACACAUUCCUUCAGUCCCUUAUUGCUGGUACUCUAUUGUUCUUUACUGAUGAUGACUAUGAAUGCGCUGCAGAUAAUGGGCGCUCCGUUGCCCUCGUCCCUUUUUCUACCGACUGCAUGGCAGCCAGUCUAGCCUUCUAUCAUGAGACG
Molecule: messenger RNA, 1392 nt
Organism: Rhodofomes roseus
Lineage: Eukaryota; Fungi; Basidiomycota; Agaricomycetes; Polyporales; Fomitopsidaceae
Product: mitochondrial carrier domain-containing protein
Exons: 6
Coding region: 187-1152 (321 amino acids)
Biological process (GO): NAD transmembrane transport
Molecular function (GO): NAD transmembrane transporter activity
Source: RefSeq, a predicted model, not a curated record